Messenger RNA from Musa acuminata AAA Group (dessert banana), 2249 nucleotides. RefSeq names its product alpha-1,3-arabinosyltransferase XAT2-like. Gene Ontology annotation, molecular function: glycosyltransferase activity. The transcript is spliced from 4 exons. Bases 204 to 1637 code for a protein of 477 amino acids. NCBI's taxonomy places the organism in Eukaryota, Viridiplantae, Streptophyta, Magnoliopsida, Zingiberales, Musaceae. The record is from RefSeq and is a predicted model, not a curated record.
CUCAGAAACUACGCACCCUAUCAAAUAUGGUCAGGGCUACGCUUGGGAUGCCAAAAAGCGGACAGACAGAGAGAGGAAAAGUCUGGUGCCAUGUCUGCCAAUACUCCAUGGGGUAGCUCGGAGGAAACCAACAUCGCCGACUGACUUAGUGCGGAGUGGUAACCGGGAAUCGUCGCCGCCUAAGUUGUAAGUUCAGCGAGAGGAUGGGGAGCCAGGCAAAGUUGUUGAGGAGCUUCACCAGGGUAGAACCUCAGACUCUGAGUUUUGUCAUCUUCGCGGGAUGCUUUCUCAUCUCCAUGGCCCUUCUUGCGGGGUCUGCCGGCUCUCUUGUCUCCCUUCCAAGUCUGAGUUCGUGGCUGUCAGCUCACACGACUCCUCCUGUCUCUGGGUCCCAAGAAAAUCCCGGUCCUCAACACCCACACCCAGAAGAUGGAACCGACAGAAAUGAGGAGCCACAGAGAAAGCCCUUGUGCGAUACGUCGGACCGAAGAGCAGAUAUUUGUGACAUGGAAGGUGAUGUCAGGGUCCGUGCUACCUCCUCAUCCGUCUUCUUUGUUACUUCCUCGGAUCGGAACGCUUCGGAACUCCAGCAAUCAUGGCGGAUAAAGCCUCAUCCUCGGAAGGGAGACCAUGCUGCAUUAUCUCGUCUCACCGAAUUGUCUGUAGGUUAUUCGACUACUCACCAUGAAGAUGUUCCCAAAUGCGACGUCAAGAGCUCGGUUCCGGCCAUCAUCUUUGCGACCGGAGGUUACAUGGGCAACUUCUUCCACGAAACCACCGAUCUGGUCGUCCCCCUAUAUAUAACAUCGCAAAAAUUCGAUGGGGAAGUUCAGUUUCUGAUAAGUGACAUGCUCCCGUGGUGGAUCGCCAAAUACGAACUACUACUGAAGAAGCUUUCUCGUUAUGAGAUCAUCGAUUUCAACAGGGAUCCUCUGGUUCGUUGUUAUCCUCGAGUCAUAGUGGGCAUCACGUUCCACAAGGACAUGAGCAUCGAUCCUGCAAGAUCUGGUGGUGUCACCAUGUUUGACUUUGGGCGAUUUAUAAGGAACGCCUACUCGCUGGAGCGGGAGACAGCGAUCGUGCUGGGGGAAAAGCAAGAGGAGAAGACGAAGAAGAAGCCAAGACUCAUAAUUAUCGCGAGGAAGAGCACAAGAAAAUUCAGCAACGUCGAUGAGAUCGCUCGAAUGGCAGAAUGGCAGGGCUUCGAACCUGUGAUAGCGGAGAUCAAGAAGAACCAAAGUUUGGGGGAAUUUGCGCGCGUAGUGAACUCAUGUGAUGCUAUGAUGGGAGUGCACGGCGCGGGGCUCACCAAUCUUAUAUUCCUUCCCACCAAUGCUGUAGUAAUCCAAGUCGUUCCUCUGGGUGGAUUGGAGACGUACUGUUGGUCCGACUACGGAGUGCCGGCGUUGGAGAUGAAGAUGAGGUACUUGCAAUACAGCAUUAGUGUCACGGAGAGCUCGCUGGUGGACAGGUACGGCAUUACCGAUCCGGCGAUCACAAAUCCGCAAGCCAUUCUGGCUCAGAAGGAUGGUUGGCGGAAUUGGACCUCUAUAUACUUCUUCAAUCAAGAUGUAAGGCUUGACGUGAGCAGAUUCAGUAGCAUUCUCGUACAUGCUCGCCAGCUUCUUCAUCGGUAGGAAGACUGUUUACUCGACAAGCUCUGAAAGAUUCCACUUCGUUGUGAUUUGUAGAGAUCGAUCGAUCGAGAAGGGAGGAGAAAUGAUGCAUGCAACACUUGGCCGUCGUCACACCUUGUGAUCCGUGUGCAUGUGGACUUGCCUUGGGGCGGUGCAUUUUGACUGAGGCCAUCGUCUGUCCCGUCAUUAGAAACCUCAUUUACCACAUACGACCAGAAAACUCCAAGCCGCGGGUGCAGAGACGACAGACCUUUUUGGAAUCAAUGUGACGUCUCCGGUAGUCGUAAAACGUACGUGACGCCACCAAUUGUCUCGAACAUACAUUGCGAGACCUUGCGACUGACCCUACCAACACCCUACGAUCCUUGUUUCUGGCCCAUGACACAAAGCUAUCAGUCCUGCUAUAGAAAACCGACAAGAUUGUUAUCUAGCGAUUUGGGUAGGAGAAGUCGAUUCAUAUUGUAAUGAAACUUAUAUAGAUGAAGGUGAAGCUGAAGGAAGGCAAACUUUAAUGCUACAUGUAUGUAUCAGACGUCUCGAGGCUUAUCGAUCAGCACAUGUGCUACUACCGUGUGGUUUAUAACACAUGAGUUCCAUGUUGAUUUCUGGAUC